GACUAUUUCGGUGCGAAGUGGAUGGAGGAGCAGAAGGAGAGGGAGAGAAAGGAGAGAAAGGAGAGGGAAAGAAAGGAGAGAAAGGAUAGGGAGAGGAGGGAGAAGGAGAAGAGGAGGAAGAGGAAAAGGGCGGAGGUUUAUAUAACCCGACACGUAGCAGCCAUUCUCCAACGUCAAGAAUUCAUCCUCAAACUGGCUCGUGCAAUGAUGAUGUUUGGGGGUCCUUCACACAGACUCGUCGCGCAGAUCCAAAGCACAGCACGUGUCCUCGAGCUCGAUAUGAGUUGUCUGUACCUCCCUGACGUCAUGUGGAUCAGCUUCGAAGACAACGCAACGGGGACGAGUCACGUCAAGUUUAUUAGGCAGGCGAGUGCGUUGGAUUUGGGGAAGCUGGGGGAGGCGCAUGGGUUGUAUUGGGAUGUCAUCCACGAUGUCAUCUCUGUAUCCUCAGCCAACACCGCCCUCGACACCCUCAUGCGCAAAAAGCCAAUCUACUCCUUCCCCAAACUUAUAUUCCUAGGCGGGUUGUGUAGCAGCAGCAUCUGUAGCGUUAGCUUCAACGGGAGCUUCAUUGACACCCUUGUCUCCUUCCCCCUGGGUGCGCUCCUCGUCACCAUCCAACUCCUCAGUGUGCGCAACGAGCUAUAUGGAAACGUGUUUGAGAUAACGGUUGCUACGCUUCUGAGCUUUGUGAGCGCUGCGCUUGCUAGUACAGAGAGGAUUUGUUAUGAGGCUGUUGCUAGCAGUAGUGUAGUUUUGAUUUUACCUGGCUUCAUAGUCCUGAAUGGCUCCCUCGAAAUCUCCUCCCGGUCCCUAAUAGCAGGCUCCGUCCGUCUCUGCUACGCCCUCAUGUACAGCCUCUUCCUCGGUUUCGGGCUGGCUAUCGGAGCUGAGCUCUACCAAACAAUACUCGGCAAACGUCUUGUAGGAGGCACAGAUUACAUGUGUCUCUCGAGCCACGAUCCCAAAGGCGGGUGGUGGCAGCGCACCCCGAGUUUGUGGUGGGCGUUCCUCAGUGUGCCGUGUUAUAGUCUGUUUUUAAGUUUGAGAUUUGGGGCUGUUGUUGGGAGGAGGGAGUUGUUCCUCCUAGUCGCCAUCUCAUGCAUUGGAUGGGUGACGAACCACUUCGUAGGCGUCAAGUUCCCGAACCAGAGCGAUAUAUCAGCUGCUGUUGGAGCGUUUGCUGUAGGGUUGGUGUCUAAUCUUUAUGGGAGGUUUUUUGAGGGAAAUGCGUUUGUUGUUAUGAUCACAGGCAUACUCUUUCAACUCCCUUCAGGCCUAGGCAACGGCGGACUGUUCAACUUCGUCGUUGAUCAAACCUCAGGGUCGAGUUCUUCCUAUUCAAGCGGGUUCAACACUGCGCUCCAGUUGAUCAGCACGAGUGUCGGGUUGACUGUGGGUCUUGGAAUCAGUUUGGUGCUCGUUCAUCCUGUUCAGAGCAGGAGGAGGGCUGCGGGGGUGUUUAGUUUGUAG
Suillus subaureus is the source of this 1473-nucleotide messenger RNA. RefSeq names its product DUF1212-domain-containing protein. The record is from RefSeq and is a predicted model, not a curated record. The annotation marks the transcript as partial. Gene Ontology annotation, biological process: transmembrane transport. The transcript is spliced from 6 exons. NCBI's taxonomy places the organism in Eukaryota, Fungi, Basidiomycota, Agaricomycetes, Boletales, Suillaceae. Gene Ontology annotation, molecular function: transmembrane transporter activity.